Messenger RNA from Fusarium pseudograminearum CS3096, 822 nucleotides. RefSeq lists its product as uncharacterized. The transcript has 6 exons. Gene Ontology annotation, biological process: fatty acid beta-oxidation. Bases 1 to 822 code for a protein of 273 amino acids. Gene Ontology annotation, molecular function: enoyl-CoA hydratase activity. Gene Ontology annotation, cellular component: mitochondrion. Lineage: Eukaryota; Fungi; Ascomycota; Sordariomycetes; Hypocreales; Nectriaceae. The record is from RefSeq and is a predicted model, not a curated record.
AUGGACCAGCAACUCAUCCUCUCUUCCACUCCCGCAGACGGCGUACGCGUCCUCGCGUUAAACAGACCCUCCAAGCGAAACGCCCUCUCGCAGGAACUCAUAACCGUCUUUCUGGAACAGCUCAAGACAGCAUCCCAAGACGAUGGCGUGCGAGUCAUUGUUAUCACUGGCAGCUCGACUUUCUUUUGCGGUAUGAACUCACUCCACUUAUCAUUACCCAAUCCUAAGAACAGGGCCGGAGCUGAUAUCGGGGAGAUCUCACGCCUCGAUGCGGAAGGCGCGCGGGACUGCCGCUACUUGUCGGAUCUUUGCACGGGGAUGCAAGCCGUGCGCAAGCCUUUGAUAGCGGCUGUUGAGGGAAUGGCGCUCGGUGGGGGCUUUGAGCUUGCUCUCAUGUGCGACCUGAUUUUCGCAGCGCAUGACAGUCGAUUCGGUCUUCCAGAGGUCUCAAUUGGCCUUAUUCCUGGUGCUGGUGGUACACAGCGGCUGACCAACGCCGUGGGAAAGUUCAAGGCCAUGCAGAUGAUCCUUCUCGGUCGUCCCAUACAAGCAGAAGAGGCUCAGUCUGCAGGACUAGUUGCGCAGCUCUAUGAAAGCGGCAGCGUCUUGGACAACGUGGUCAAGGACACGGCAUCGACGCUUGCGGCGCUAAGUCCCAUGGCCUUGGGCUUGGCUAAGGAAGCAAUCUGCAAAUCGGAUGAUUUAGGGGUUGAUCACGAGUUCGAGAGGAGUCUGUAUUACUUUGCUUUUGGGACCAAGGAUAAAGAAGAGGGUGUCCGAGCCUUCUUGGAGAAGAGGAAGCCUGAGUGGACGUCCAAGUAA